Ziziphus jujuba (common jujube) is the source of this 1511-nucleotide messenger RNA. Its product is annotated as wall-associated receptor kinase 1-like. The coding region runs from base 181 to 1365 and encodes 394 amino acids. Gene Ontology annotation, biological process: cell surface receptor signaling pathway; protein phosphorylation. Lineage: Eukaryota; Viridiplantae; Streptophyta; Magnoliopsida; Rosales; Rhamnaceae. Gene Ontology annotation, cellular component: plasma membrane. The transcript has 2 exons. The record is from RefSeq and is a predicted model, not a curated record. Gene Ontology annotation, molecular function: protein serine/threonine kinase activity; ATP binding.
CCUCGGCAUCAAUACUUGAUGCAGAGGCCUUCGUAAUCCCAUCUGAUCCGAGAUCUCCUUCUGGGGGUGGCGUCUAAUGUAGUAUUCUGCAUCAACAUCAUCUCACUCUCCAUCCUUCUCUCUCCCUUCGUCUGAUCUGGAUACCUUUUCUUUGACUCCAUCCCCAUUUACUGUGCUGCAAUGGGGUUAUUUACCAUAAUCAUGGGUACCGCUUGGUUACAUUUGUAUCUCAAGAACAGAAAGCUAUCCAAGCAGAAAGAGAGAUUAUUUCGUCAAAAUGGCGGGUUAAUUCUGCUUCAACAACUUUCUGAACAGAAAAAUUACAAUGAAGCAGUCAAGAUCUUCAAUGCAGAAGAGCUAAGAAAGGCUACUUUCAACUAUGAUGACAGCACAAUCAUUGGCAAAGGAGGUUUUGGAACAGUUUACAGAGGAAUUUUACCAGACAAUAGGAUUGUUGCCAUCAAGAAGUCCAAGGUUGCAAGUCAAGACCAGAUUGAGCAAUUUAUCAAUGAAUUGCUUGUGCUUUCCCAGAUCAAUCAUAGAAAUGUGAUCAGACUCUUGGGCUGUUGUUUAGAGACAGAAGUUCCUCUACUUGUCUAUGAAUUUGCUUCCAAUGGCGCUCUCUAUGACCAUAUACAUGAAAAGGGAAAGGCCUGCAAUUUGCUCUGGGAAACUCGUCUAAACAUCGCAGCAGAAACUGCUGGUGCACUAUCAUAUUUGCAUUCUGAAGCUUCAUUACCAAUCAUUCAUAGAGAUGUCAAGUCUGCAAAUAUACUUCUUGAUAACUACACUCCAAAAGUUUCGGACUUUGGAGCAUCAAAAUUGGCUCCAAUGGACCAAACCGAGUUUGUAACAGUGGUGCAAGGAACAAUUGGAUACUUAGAUCCUGAAUACUUGCAUACCAAUCAAUUGACUGAGAAGAGCGAUGUGUACAGCUUUGGAGUUGUUCUUGUGGAGUUGUUGACGGGACAGAAGGCUCUCUCAUACGAUAGAAGUGAGAAGGAAAGAAGCCUGUCUAUGUAUUUCUUCAAUGCCUUGAAAGAUGGAAGGUUAUUUGAUGUGGUUGAGAGUCAUAUAGUGAAUGAAGGAAACAGAGAGCAAAUCAAGGAAAUGGCAGAGCUUGCAAAAGGGUGCUUGAAUUUGAGAGGGGAUGAUAGGCCUACUAUGAAAGAAGUAGCAAUGGGAUUGGAGAGAAUAAGAAAAAGAGACGAAAAGCAUAGGUGGGGUAGUAAUGCAAAUUUGAUCGAUUUGGACAAGAUUGAACACUUGUUUGGUGAUGAGAUGCCUAAUGCUUACGGCAAACAAAGUGAUCAAACUCAAAGUACUAUAAGUUUCCCCAUUCCGUCGGACUUCAGUGGGAGGUGAAUUUGAUCCUCACAUUAUACAAUUUUUCUUUCUUCUUUUAAAAUUUUCCCAUCUUUUUGGCCCAAGUUGAAGAGAUUAAUUAUUAUCCCCUAUACUGUACACUUUGAUGCUCUCAGUUUUCUCUGUGUUCAUGUUUUAUAAUACAU